AUACUUCGGGUGUCGACCGAAGACGAUUACAUAUAUUUACUUGCAGCAGUACGAGAGUAUGUGCCGUCUCUGUCACACAUUUAGAGUAAACCUAGAAAGCAAAAGGAAUCCUAUCGCCUCUCUCACUCCCGCAUGACGGUUCCCCGUCACGUGGUAACCUCAUUACGUGAUUUUGUGUCGUCAAGUUCACACGUUAUUCUUCUGACCGGGACUAGAUUCGUGGUAAAAAUGGGAAAAAGGAAGAGGUCUAGGUCAAAGGAAAGUGAUUAUAAUGAUAUUUUAAGAAAAAUGAAAAAAUUAGAACGCAAGUUAAAGGAAAGACGAGAACGGUCGUUAUCAGUGAGUUCAAAUUCAUCGAGUUUAAACUACCGCGAUGAAAAUUAUGAUUAUGACCGAUAUUACGAUGUUUAUCCAGAUGAAGACGCGUAUGAUCCAGCAAUCAACUUGGAUGACGAAAUUGGCGAUGAGGAGCGCCCCGCACAGUUAGAUCCCCCGCCUCCCCCGGCAGUUCCGGCACCGGCCAGCGGCCAGCCGCCGCCAUCGUUACCGCCGAUCGAGGCCGUGCCAGGCACAUCGUCAUCGGUUAUUUUACCUGAAGGGCAAGAGGCAGAGGCUACGGUAAACUUGGACCCUGUCAUUCUAGAUCUUUUAGGAGAGGACCCUUCUACUAAAAAGAUUUACGGUGCAAGCUUACAUAAAGACAUUGCCCCGAGGUGGGCUCAUAUUCUUACUAAUGGUCUGACGAAAGAAUCUCAAGCGGAUCUAAUAAAACAAUAUCGGUUACCCGAAAACUGCACCAAUUUAUCAUCGCCAAAAUUGAAUCCUGAAAUAAAAGCUGCGCUCUCCGAAUUAAAUAUCAAACAAGAUCAGUAUAGCCAGGGUAAACAAAAUCAAAUUGGAAGCGGUCUCGCAGCUCUAGGACAAGCUUUAAAUUGGGUUGUCACAGCCAAAGAUAUUGUACCUCCAGAUAUUGUUAAAGCCUUAAUUGACGCCGGGAGGCUUAUCUGCGACAACCACUACAGGGAAUCGUUAUCGCGUAGAUAUGCGAUACUGAACACACUUAACAGAAACAUCAGAGAUACUGUUAAAGAUACAAAGAUUGACGAGAAUCUCUUUGGAUCCAAUUUAUCUGACCACUUGAAGUCAUCAAAAGCAAUAACGAAGACUGGCUCUGAAAUGAAGCCAGCGCCCCGCCCACCAUACAGGGCGCCAUCAGCUUUCCAGCCACAAAGAGGAGCUUUAAACUCGAGGGGGAACUCGCGCGCAGCAGCGACCGAGCCACGGACAGCGCCUGCGUCCCGCCGGCCGCCGCCUGCCCCGCAGCCGCGAGAUCGCCGCCAGCCUGCCACGCGGGGCCGUCAUCGCGCUUCCGGAUAUUCGAGACAUCAGAGGAGACAUUAAUGGAACCACAGAACCUGCCAUCCACUUCACGCGGACCUUGUUCUGGUGGCAGCCAAGUUAUCAGGGACUCAUUGAUAAUGCGGGGCGUACCAUUGGAUUCUUUAGAUAUAGUAAUGGCUUCAUUUUCACCGCAAACUUUAAAACAA
Molecule: messenger RNA, 1547 nt
Organism: Cydia amplana
Lineage: Eukaryota; Metazoa; Arthropoda; Insecta; Lepidoptera; Tortricidae
Exons: 3
Coding region: 133-1401 (422 amino acids)
Source: RefSeq, a predicted model, not a curated record